GCGAGUCCAGCUCAAACCAGAGAGGCAUCAGCCAGGUUCAAACAGGAGCAAGUAAACUGAACAAUUCUGCAGCAAGUACGAUAGAGAGAGACUUUCUCCCUGCAAGAGUGAAACUGUGAUUUCGCCCCGACCGUUUUAGAACACGAUUUCUGAUUCAAUUUGAGAAGUUGCAUUGCCUUUUAUUUCCAGUUUGAACUUCGGGAUUUUUAGUUUUAGUUUUGCUUUGCAGUUUGACUCUUUUUUUUUGGACUGCUCACUCUCUCAGUCUGUCCGGAAGAUGGUUACGGUACUCGGGCUGGUUUGGCUGUCGUUGUGCGGUGUGUUAGGGUCCGGACAGGUUCUGGCCGGCAGCCCGGAGGAGAGUCUCACUUACCCAGUGCGACUGGACCAUGAGGGCCGGGAGCUGGAGCUAGGAGCUGGUGCCAGUCUGGAGUUAGAGCCGGGGCAAAGGAUCUUCUACCGGCUCCACGCUUUCGGGCAGCAGUUCGUCUUGGAGCUGGAGCCCGAUCACAGUUUCCUGGCCCCGGUUGUCACUUUGCAGCGGCUGGGGGGGCCCGAUCCCGGUAAAGCCCGGGUGGAGGAGAAAGAGGAGGCAGAGCCCGACCUCCGCCGCUGCUUCUACGGCGGCACCGUCAACUCUCUGCCCGGCUCGCUAGCGGCGGUCAGCCUCUGCCACGGCAUCCAAGGCGCUUUCGUGGUGGAAGGAGCCCAGUAUCACAUCGAGCCUGUCAAUCGGACACAGCUAGGGGGCAUGCUGCCUCACUUCAUCCGCAGGACAAGCCUGGGCUCCUCGCACCGAUCAGACAGCACCAAGUGCGGAGUAAGUGAUCAAGACAUGCCCCAGACAACUGACAGCACUCAAACCCAACAGUCUGGAUCCAAGGCCACUCCACCACAACCCACUGGGCACCAAAGAGCCAAGCGGUUUGUCUCCUCGCCUCGCUAUGUGGAGACCUUGCUGGUAGCAGACAAUUCUAUGGCAGAGUUCCAUGGCAGUGGGCUCAAGCACUAUCUCCUCACUUUAAUGUCAGUGGCAGCCAAAUUGUAUAAGCAUCCAAGCAUUAAAAACUCCAUCAGCUUGGUGGUGGUGAAGAUCCUGGUUGUCUAUGAGAAGGAGAAAGGACCUGAUGUGUCUUCUAAUGCAGCUCUGACCUUGAGGAACUUCUGUACUUGGCAGAGGAAGCACAACCCAGUCAGUGACCGUAAUCCAGAACACUACGACACUGCUAUACUCUUCACCAGAACGGAUCUGUGUGGAGCCCAGACUUGUGAUACACUGGGGAUGGCUGAUGUUGGGACGAUUUGUGAUCCCAGCCGGAGCUGCUCAGUCAUUGAGGAUGAUGGUCUGCAAGCUGCUUUUACUGCAGCUCACGAAUUGGGCCACGUGUUUAACAUGCCCCAUGAUGACGCACGGCAAUGUCUUAAUACCAUUCCUCAAAAUGGGAAUUCCCACAUGAUGGCGUCGACACUCUCCAACUUGGAUAGGAACCAGCCUUGGUCUGCAUGCAGUGCAUACAUGAUCACUUCCUUCCUGGACAAUGGGCAUGGAGAAUGUCUGUUGGACAAACCCCAGAAGCCACUACAGCUUCCUGGUGAAUUGCCAGGGAACACUUACAAUGCAGAUCGCCAGUGCCAGUUCACCUUUGGGGAAGAGUCAAGGCUUUGUCCUGAUGCAGGCAACACCUGUUCAUUGCUGUGGUGCACUGGAAUGUCUGGUGGGAUGCUUAUCUGCCAAACCAAGCACUUCCCAUGGGCUGAUGGUACCAGCUGCGGAGAAGGAAAAUGGUGUAUGGAAGGAAAGUGUGUUAACCAGACAAGCAUGAAGGAAUAUAACACUCCAGUUCAUGGGAGCUGGGGCCCCUGGGGACCCUGGGGUGAGUGUUCAAGGACAUGCAGCGGAGGAGUACAGUAUUCGUUUAGGCACUGCAACAAUCCAGUUCCACAGAAUGGUGGGAAGUACUGUGAAGGAAAGAGGGUCCAAUACAAAUCAUGCAACACCAUGGACUGCCCCGCUAAUAAUGGUAAAACAUUCCGUGAAGAGCAAUGUGAGAUGCACAAUGAUGUCUCAAAGUCUGCUGCCUUUGGAGGAAUGCCCACAGUCGAAUGGAUCCCAAAAUAUGCUGGUGUCUCUCCUAAAGAUCGAUGCAAACUUAUUUGCCGAGCAAAAGGCACAGGCUACUACUUUGUGCUCCAACCCAAGGUUGCUGAUGGCACACCAUGUAGCCCAGACUCCACGUCCGUAUGCGUUCAAGGACAGUGUGUCAAGGCUGGUUGUGACAGGGUCAUUGGUUCCAACAAGAAGUUUGACAAAUGUGGCGUAUGCAGAGGCAAAGGCUUGACUUGCAAGAAAAUUGCAGGCUCAUUUGACCGUUCAAAACCUGGAUACCAAGAGGUUGUAACCAUUCCAGCUGGGGCAACAAAUAUUGACAUAAAACAGCGCAGUCUCCACGGUGCAAGACAUGAUGGCAACUAUCUGGCAUUGAAAAAAGUUGAUGGCACAUACCUCCUCAAUGGGGAAUACACUUUGUCAACGCUGGAACAGGACAUUUCAUAUCAAGGCACAAUCUUGAGAUACACUGGCUCCUCAGUGUCCCUAGAAAGAAUUCGUAGCUUUGGUGCACUCAAGGAACCCUUGAUUGUUGAAGUACUCUCAGUGGGAGAUUCUUUGCGGCCAAGAAUCAAAUUUACAUUCUUUGCAAAGAAAGAUUUACAGCAUCAGCCAACUAAACCCAACUCCAAAAAGGAGUCUUUUAAUGCCAUCAAGGAAACAGUAACGUCUGAGUGGGUAAUUGGUGAAUGGGGAGAGUGCUCCAAGACAUGUGGUCUAGGGUGGCAACGCAGAGCCGUCAAAUGUAUGGACAUCUAUGGGAGACCAGCCACUGAUUGUGUGAAAGAACUGAAGCCUGAUGACCUCCGACUGUGCGCUGACAUCCCUUGCCCAAGGUGGUUGUUAGGAGAAUGGUCAGCCUGCUCUAAGACAUGCGGGAAAGGCUUCAAGAAAAGGUCUUUGAAGUGUGUCAUGCGUGAUGGCCGGGUGCUGCCACAGGAGAGCUGCAACAUUUCAAAAAAACCAAAACAUCUGAUUGGCCUUUGUACCAUCCAAGCUUGUAGCUAAGGAAUCAACAUACAUGAAAGACAGUUCAAAUAUGUUUUUAUUCAUCCUAAAUGCACUGAAACUAAAGGGUUUCCCAAUCCAUUUGUCAUGUGAAACAUGAUAACCAUAUGACCCAAUUUCCUUUUGACAAUGAAUGUUUGUUUGAAUUUGUCUACCUACUUAUCAGUUAUGACUUUUGGAGAGGUGGACUGGGGCUAAUUGGGGAAUGCAAUGCUAGCAUUGUUUAUCCCUCAAGUUAGUAGUUGUGUCAGUUGCUACGGAUGGAUUUUUAAAACCAUGAACUCUCACUGUUGACAGUGAAAUCAGAGGUCUUCCUCAUUCUUUGAUAAGCAUGUUAGACCCUAAUUCAUGAGUGCUGAUGGUGACCACAUUCUGUUACAAGUGAAAGAACACUGGGGACUCCUUUUUUUUUCCUGCAACAAUAUAUUCUCUGAGAGGACACAAUCCCUGGAAAUUGCAAGAAGUUUAUGUUUUAAAGAUAGCAGAAUAUUCUAGAAACUAGUUAGCAGGUGGUUAGAAUACUUACACCAUUGGGUGUUCCCUCUGUGGAAUGAUAUCUAUCAUUGCCAUUGGUACGAAGAGGAAUAAGUAUCAGUUAAUUGUUGUUCCAUAAACUGGAAGCUAAUGAUUCCAGUUUUGCCCGUUACAGUUGAUUAUACCCUUCAUCCUGUGCCCCACCUCCCUUGCAAAUCAGGUGAGCCUAAAGCUCUUGGGGAAUGUGGAUGGGCAAUAAAUGCUGGCCAGCCAGUGACACCCACGUCCCACAAGUGAAUACCAAAAAAAAGUGUAAUACUGUGGUCCACACCUGCCAAUCUCUCUGUCUAUGAACAAGACUUCCAUUUUGUUUUGCAGGAUCAUCAUAAGCCCAAAUUCAGUUUCUAUUUUGCGUACACUAACUUUUCAAAACAUUGCAGACUUCUGCCUUAGUCAUUGCAUGGAACAAGGGUAUUUAGCUGGCAUUAAAUAUAACACUAAAAAAAACCAAGGGGUGGGUACAGAACCUUGGAAUAAGAGCUUUUUUUAGAAAAAAAUGCAAAUCUUGGUUCCCUUGUUAUUAUGUGUUAGAUGUUUGAAACUGGGAACCUGUUAAGGCUCCACAUUUGCCCUUACAUUCUAGGCUGCAGUGGGGUUUUAGGAAAAUCAUCUAGCAUUACCACAAAUGGUUAUUAUUUAAUGAUAUUUGCAGCAACUGCUUGUUGUGGGAACAGGAUUAGGCUCAGUGAGAUGCCCCUACUGUCAGAUGCGUGCCAAAAUGUGUGAACCUGGACGAAGAAUAAAGAAUGGCCACAAAACAAAGUAAUGGAAAACUGUCCCACAAGAAGAGCCAGUACUUUGGAAAGCAUGGUAAAAUUGGUUUGGGAAUUGUGGGUGUGAGAGGGGGAUUCCUUGUUUUAUUAUCCUGGCUACAAGGUACUGUCAAAUAAUAUCCUAAGGUCCUGACAUGCAGGUUGUUACUGGUUGUAGUUUUACCUGCUGACCAAUACAGUCCCCACCUACCUCAGUGAUGAAGGGCAAGAUUUAUCUUAUUUAAGAAAAAAAAAGCUUAAACUAUGUUAUACACAAGCUGCUAUUAAUGCAAAGCUACAGAUUUGAAAUCCGCAGAGUUACAUGAAGAAUGUAAAUAUUAAACCAGCACCAAGGCCAACAAGGUGUACUUUAUAAGUAAAAGUAUUAAAUCCCUUCUGUGAAGGACUCAGCAUUUUGUACAGAUUUCAAAUAAACUUAUUUAUUUUUGUAAAGCUUUGUAUAAUAUAAUCUUUAAGUUAUCGCUUUUUUUUAAAAAGGAACAAAGAACAUCUAACAAGAAUAGACUAUUUAUACACUAUGUGUCACUAGGAAAGAAUAAAAAUGAUUGAAUUCUCAA
Stegostoma tigrinum is the source of this 4979-nucleotide messenger RNA. RefSeq names its product ADAM metallopeptidase with thrombospondin type 1 motif, 1 (gene adamts1). NCBI's taxonomy places the organism in Eukaryota, Metazoa, Chordata, Chondrichthyes, Orectolobiformes, Stegostomatidae. Gene Ontology annotation, cellular component: extracellular matrix. Gene Ontology annotation, biological process: proteolysis; extracellular matrix organization. The coding region runs from base 278 to 3115 and encodes 945 amino acids. The transcript has 9 exons. The record is from RefSeq and is a predicted model, not a curated record. Gene Ontology annotation, molecular function: zinc ion binding; metalloendopeptidase activity.